AUGGCAUUGGACAAAAGUAUGUCCCUUUUGGUGGUGCGCACACUCCUCAGGUCUGACGUAGGGGAUAAAUUUCUGACUUGGAGGGAUCCUGUGUUUGGAGAAUGCUGCGAGGAUAGUUUUCGGAUGCUUGCAGAUGUCUCUUUAGUUGCCCGUUUUGGAUUAUCCCAUAAAGUAUUCAACGUCGUCGUUUUAACAUCCAUAACCGCCCUCUUCCUCCUCUCACUCUUCUCACUCUGUUUCAUAUUUCAUCUCUGUUUCAAAUCAAGAACCUCUCACCAUCUCCAACGAUUCAACUCACUCUGGACCGUCCGAUUCCUACUCGUUCUCUUCAUAACCUUCUGGACCAUAAACGAGCUUCUCCGCCAACCCAUCUUCCUCCGCCGUAUCGGAAAACACCUCACCCAACCUCAACAAUCAACCCUCUGUAAAAUCCACCUCGCUUUAAGCCUCGGCUUCUUCCAACCCGCUUUUUUGGUAACCCUUCUCUUCCUCGUCGACGUUUCGAUCAAGAAAGAAACCCCAAACGGCCGAUGGGCUGUUUCUUCCGUACUGCUCAUGAUUUUCCCUCUUUUCUGUUUACAGAUCGUGGUUAUCUUCUUCGUCGCGGAGAUCGAAUCGAUUACGGUUCGAUUUCCUGAUUACUUUGUUAGAAGCUCUGUCUUCGUCGAUGGUGAAAAGACGGUGCUUUGCGCUUAUCCUUUGCUCAGUACGACGGCGUUUGGAUCGUUUGGGUUAGGGUUUUGGGUGAUGUUUUUGGUUUCGGCUUGGAGAGUGGUUUCUGUGGUGAUUAAUAAAGCUUUGAGGUUGAGGAUUUAUGGGUUGGCUUUAACGGUUUUGAUUUCGCUUCCUCUUCAGAUCGUGAUGCUUGGAUUGUCGGUGGUUUGGUCGCCGGAUCAGACGGCGUACGGCGGCGUUUCGUUGGCCGUUUUUCUUUUGACGUUUUUUUGUGCAGUCGUGGGUGAGGGUAUUUUGGUAAUUAAACCUAUUGCGGAUUCGCUGGCUGUGAGAGGACAACAGUGUUUUUCUACGUGGGAUCCUUGGAGAAGACGACACGUGGCGGUUGAUGAAAUGGUGGGUUCGUGA
Messenger RNA from Cannabis sativa, 1083 nucleotides. RefSeq lists its product as uncharacterized. NCBI's taxonomy places the organism in Eukaryota, Viridiplantae, Streptophyta, Magnoliopsida, Rosales, Cannabaceae. Bases 1 to 1083 code for a protein of 360 amino acids. The record is from RefSeq and is a predicted model, not a curated record. The transcript has 2 exons.